GGGCGCAAUACCUUUCGUUCGUCCUUGAUCCCUCAUCCAUCUGGACCAUCCUGCGAGCAGAAGCAUUUCCUCUGCCUAUCAAUUACCCGCCAGAUAAAUCCAAGGCAGCAAUGUCUUAUCGCAUUGAGCUCUCCGCCAACAACCGUGCCGGUUGCCAGGAUGGCGAAUGCAAGAAGAGAGCCGAGAAGAUUACCAAGGGCUCUCUCCGUCUCGGUACCUGGGUAACUAUGCCGGGUGGCGACCACGGAUCGUGGCGAUGGAGACAUUGGGGAUGUGUCUCCGGCAAGACAAUUUCCAAUAUCCAAGACUCUAUCAAAAACAACGAUGAGUUUAGUUGGGAUAUGCUUGAUGGCUAUGAUGAAUUGGACGAGCACGUUGAUAUCCAGGAGAAGAUUCGACGUGUCGUGACCCAAGGUCACAUUGACCCCGAGGAUUUCAACGGGGACCCCGAGUUCAACAAACCCGGCCAGACGGCCAUCCGCGGCCGUGCCAAGAAAACUAAGGCAAAGGACGACGAGCCAGAGGAAGAAGAGGAUAUCCCCAAGAAAAAGUUGACCAAGAAGGAGUCUGCUAAGAACGCCGGCAAGAAGGCCCGAGAGGAGGACGAAGAGGAGAAGCCUCAGCCUGUGAAGAAAACCGCCAAACGAAAGCAGCCUGCUAAGCGUGGCCGCAAGGCAGUAGAGGAGGAGGAGGAGGACGACGACGACGACGACGACGACGAGAAAGAGGAAGAGGUUCAGCCGGCCAAAAAGAAGUCCAGGGGUGUUCGCAAGACCAAGAAGGUCGUCAGCGAAAACGAUGAGGAGCCCGAGGAAGAGCCCGAGGAGAUUGUUCCCGCGAAGAAAGCUCGUGGCAAGAAGGCUGCAAAGGCCUCGAUUCCGCCCCCUGAGGAAGACGAGGAGGAGGAAGAGGAGGACGAGAAGCCUGCUCCGAAGGCCAAGGCCAAGGCCGCGGCUAAGAGUGGUCGCAAGGCCAAGGCUGCCGGAUCCGACGAGGAGGCUCCCGCUCCUAAGGGAAACCGAGGUCGAGGUCGUCCUAGAGGGUAAGGCUUGGAGUCGCCCUCCCCGUCCUUCAACCUACGGAGAGCUCUGGCUAAUCAAAUGAACGGACCCAUGCUAAUCCAAUGAACAGGAAGGACGAUAAGUAAACGUCGUGACUAUUUCCCGCCCUACCACCCGCAGUCAUUUACAGGGUUUCCGUCCGUUGUUGUCUCCGAUCUCUCGCUCGUGACUACCGUCAUUUGGAGGGAACGCGACUGUGCUAGUAGGAAUCAAUUCCGCCAUCUGUGUUUACUAUGCGGCAAAUUCCCGCUUUGCCUCGACGAUCACAAAACCUGACCCAGACGGGCGCUCUCUGUGCCGGACGACCGCGAUUGCAGGGUGAAGCUGCGUGUGAGAGUUGUUACUCUAGGAGAUACCAGUUGAGAACCCAGGUUUUGAUUUGACGGUCGUGGCUCUGCUAUAAGGUGUGAGGUGUACUUAUUCUUAGUUUAAUGAUGAAAGAGAGGAUCGGAACAGAAAGUAUAACGGCCUCUCGCGUGUCUACCGUGUCUCGAGUACCCCCUGAGUCGCCCGAAUGAGCAUAGAGCGAGGCUAUAUACAGACCAGG
Messenger RNA from Durotheca rogersii, 1608 nucleotides. RefSeq lists its product as uncharacterized. Lineage: Eukaryota; Fungi; Ascomycota; Sordariomycetes; Xylariales; Xylariaceae. Gene Ontology annotation, molecular function: zinc ion binding; DNA binding. The record is from RefSeq and is a predicted model, not a curated record. The transcript has 6 exons. The coding region runs from base 111 to 1046 and encodes 311 amino acids.